GAUUUAUUGAUACUUUUUUCGGGGAAUAAUGCACAGACCCCAUCAAUACAGUGAUCAUUAUAUACCAAACCCAAAACUGGUAGUUAAAGAUAAAGACAAAGAUCAAAAUCCACCACGAGCUGAAAGUUUUAAAUGUGUGAUAUUAUAAACUAUGUGAAGUACAAAAUCUAUACCUGUUGUUUUUAAUAAUGAAUGAAUCCAUUAAGUUAUCAAAAUGUUUGAUGAGCCACUAUUUAAUGUUCUUUGUAAUAGAUAUAAAACAUAUAGAGAAUAAAUUUGAAAAACUAAUGAGAAUAUCUCAGUCACACUUGGGAAUUGUAAUAGAUGGUGAUUGUGAAAAUUGGACUUCAGUUAUAAACCAGGAAACUGAUAAAAAAUACUUUUAUGAAACUUAUCACUGGCUAGUGACAAGUACUUCUGAAAAUGUUACUGAUGAUCUAAGUUUACUAAAGUUAAAUAUCAAUUCUGAUAUGCAUUUGGUAACUUUGGACAGCUUUAACGAAACCGACGAAGCCUAUACAAUAUACGACGUUUACAACCCUGCAUCGGAACAUGGAGGAGAAUUAAAGAUGUUUAAUAUUGGAUUUUAUAAAGAAACUGUAGGUUAUGUGAUGACUAACUUCGAAAAUAAAUACUGGAGACGAAGAGAUAUGACGGGUACACAUUUUAAGUCUGCUAUAGUGGUUCCAGUGCUCAACCAAUCCUUAAAAGACUAUCUUGCAAGUGACGAGAAUAGGCAGAUAGAUUCACAACAUAGAUUUCAAGCAGUAACUGUUCAACACUGUAAACAAAUGUACAAUUUUAGUUUAAAAAUGCAAAGAACCGAUUCAUGGGGUUAUAUUCAAGAUAAUGGUAGAUUCGAUGGUUUAGUAAGUCUGUUAGAACGGAGAUUAAUAGAUUUUGGAAGUUCUCCAUUAUUAUUCAAGUUAGACAGAAUGCCCUUCGUAGAUUAUGGCUAUGGAAAUUGGAUCUUGAAAUCGUUUUUUAUAUAUCAAAAACCGAAAGUGACAGCAAGUUCCUAUGAAAUUUUUUUAAGACCACUGGAAACCAACGUUUGGCUUUUGAUUAUCUUAACUGUAUGUGUUAUUCUUAUACUAAUGAAAAUAGUUUUUUCGAGCGAAAUGAUUCUAUUACCUGAUAAGAAAGUAAGAGUUGAAGAAACAAAUUUUAGUUUCUUGGUAUUAUUUGCCAUGGGAGCGUUUUGUCAACAAGGAGCUGCUUGUUCUCCGUUUUUCUUUAGUAGUCGUAUACUGGCAUUCUUUGUUUUUCUUUUUUCCAUUUUAAUUUAUCAAUUUUAUUCUGCCAGUAUAGUCUCAUAUCUUCUACUUGAUCCUCCCAGAACCAUAUUUAAUCUGAAAGAUUUAACUGAAAGCCAAUUGAAAAUCGGAGUUGAAGAUAUUUUAAUAGAUAGAAACUAUUUUGUGCAAACUACCGAUCCCGAUGCGAUUGAACUAUUUGAAGUUAAAAUAAAGAACAGCAAUAACAAUUCGGGCUUUUAUUCACCGACAGAAGGUUUGGAAUUGGUAAGACAAGGAGGAUUUGCGUUUCAUGUAGAAACCAGCACGGCCUAUCCAAUUAUUGAGGAAACGUUUUCCAAUCAAGAGAUUUGCGAGUUAGAGCAAGUACAAAUGUAUAGAACCCAGCCUAUGCAUACAAACUUACAAAAGAAUUCUCCUUUCAGAGAAAUGAUGAAUUACUGCAUGUUUAAGCAAUUAGAGACUGGCAAUAUAGACAGAUUAAGAAAGCAUUGGGACGCCAGACAGCCAACUUGCAUCGAAGGAGCUAAAAAGCAAGAAUUUAACGUGAGCUUUAAAGAAUUUUCUUGUGGACCAGUGGCACUUGGUUUGGGGGUAUUGUUAGGGGUAAUCUGUCUAUCGAUUGAGUACUUAAUUCAUAAUAAACACAAAAUAUUACAGUCACUGAAGAGAGCAUGGCACUUUAAAUAUAAAAAAACUACUUACCCAUUUGUAAAUUGAUAAAAAAAAUAUUUUUAUUAGUAAAGAAAUUAUUUUCACUACAAAAAAUUUGUAAUAGCCAAAUAUUGUAGCAC
Messenger RNA from Diabrotica balteata, 2050 nucleotides. Lineage: Eukaryota; Metazoa; Arthropoda; Insecta; Coleoptera; Chrysomelidae. The record is from the annotation of a GenBank genome assembly.